Rhodamnia argentea is the source of this 725-nucleotide messenger RNA. RefSeq names its product cyclin-dependent kinase 12-like. The transcript has 2 exons. The record is from RefSeq and is a predicted model, not a curated record. Lineage: Eukaryota; Viridiplantae; Streptophyta; Magnoliopsida; Myrtales; Myrtaceae. The coding region runs from base 265 to 672 and encodes 135 amino acids.
UUGGUGUUGCCCAGAUAAGCGGGAGAGAAGACGACCUCGGCUUCAUCCUCGUUCCAGCUCAGCUUUUUGAUUCAGUACAAUAUCGAGGGCAAAGAAAGUCAAAGUCAACCCCCCUUCACCAUCUCUCUCCGUUUCUCUACGCGGUGUUGGCCUUCCAUCUUUUUCAAAGCUAGCUUAGCUCUCAUCUCUCAUCUUCAGGAGCUCCAGAUUCCAAAGAUAUCAGCCUCAUCAAUCUCCGUCACCGAUAAUAGUCGUAAUUCAGACAUGGCGCUGUCGGAAAGAGAAAUCAAAACCAAGAUAACCGCGACUGUUCUGGCCACUUUCCUAUCUCUUUCCGUCUUCGCAUUGUCAUCGUCUGGCCACGCCUCUCCAGUUCUUCAAGGCGAGAGAGGCUCGUUGUCGCAUCCUCUCGGCGAGUACCGGGAGAGAUCUCGAAAGAUGGUUCCUGGAUGCGAAUUCCUAGUGCAGAUGCAGAUGCUGGCAAAAGGGAGGCACCUAAGGCCUCCACCGGCACCGGUCCGGGGUCGGGCCGGGCACUAUGUGUUCAUCCGUUCCCCGCCGCCGCCGCCGCCAAACUCGCCUCCCCCGCCCCAGGCCCCAGCAAUAACACGGCGAGAUCCGAGAGCCAAAAUGUCCAAAUAUGCACCUCCUCCUCCUCCGCCACAUUGUUGAUGUAGAGGAGCCGCUGCUUCUAGUCUUCUUAGGUGUUCAUCGCAAAUAUGUGG